Molecule: messenger RNA, 8769 nt
Organism: Vicugna pacos (alpaca)
Lineage: Eukaryota; Metazoa; Chordata; Mammalia; Artiodactyla; Camelidae
Source: RefSeq, a predicted model, not a curated record
GCUGCACCCCGCGGCGCCGAGGCCGAGGCGGAGGCCGGGGUGCGCGCUUGGCGAACGUGCCGGAUCCGCGCGGCUCCGCUGCACCGGCCCCUGCGGCCGCCCGGGCGUCUCGGCUGGUCUCUGCGCUGCCCCGGCGAGGAUGCGGCUGUUCCACUGGCUGCUGAAGCAGCCGGUGCCCAAGCAGAUUGAGCGCUACUCGCGCUUCUCGCCAUCACCGCUCUCCAUCAAGCAGUUCCUGGACUUCGGUCCUGUCCUGAUUUUAUAGAUGGCUCCACCCCUCCUUGGAUGCAUGAUGACACUUGCCUGCAUCCACGAAGCUUACGGGUGCUCGGGACAGGAUUCAAACCCUCGUCCAACUCUGGCACCUGAUCUUGGAAUUACUGUUCAACAGGCCUGCAGUCUUUUAUCUGAAUUCUGAAGUCCACAAAGCUUGAAACAUUGAAGUUCUUUUUUUUCAUACCUUCGCUGCCAAAACUCAGUCCGUGGCAAAACCUGGCCUGAACUGAUUUGGGGCCGUAGUCUUUCCCUGCUGGGUGUCAUCAUUCACAGAAUGCACUGCAGCCGUAUUGUGUCUCUGUAAUAGACUGUGUUGCACAGUGGGUGGAGAGAUAAUGCGUGUGAAAAAACUUCGUAUAUGUUCCUACGGAAGGAGCUUCCUGUGCGACUGGCUAACACAAUGAGAGAGGUUAAUCUUCUGCCGGAUAAUUUGCUUAACCGCCCUUCGGUGAGAUUGGUUCAGAGUUGGUACAUGCAGAGUUUUCUUGAACUUCUAGAAUAUGAAAAUAAGAGCCCUGAGGAUCCCCAGGUCUUGGAUAACUUUCUACAAGUUCUGAUUAAAGUCAGAAAUAGACACAAUGAUGUGGUUCCUACAAUGGCACAAGGAGUGAUUGAAUACAAGGAGAAGUUUGGGUUUGAUCCGUUCAUUAGCAGUAACAUCCAGUAUUUUCUGGAUCGGUUUUAUACCAACCGCAUCUCUUUCCGCAUGCUUAUUAACCAGCACACACUUCUGUUUGGUGGUGACACUAACCCUGCGCAUCCUAAACAUAUCGGAAGUAUUGAUCCCACCUGCAAUGUGGCUGAUGUUGUGAAAGAUGCGUAUGAAACCGCCAAGAUGCUGUGUGAACAGUAUUACCUGGUUGCUCCAGAGCUGGAAGUUGAAGAAUUCAAUGCCAAAGCUCCAGACAAACCUAUUCAGGUAGUUUAUGUGCCCUCACAUCUGUUUCACAUGCUAUUUGAGUUAUUCAAGAACUCAAUGAGAGCAACAGUCGAACUGUAUGAAGAUAAAAAAGAGAGCUACCCAUCUGUUAAAACCCUUGUUACUCUGGGUAAAGAAGACUUAUCCAUUAAGAUAAGUGACCUAGGUGGUGGGGUCCCGCUACGAAAAAUAGAUCGUCUCUUUAACUACAUGUAUUCAACUGCUCCAAGACCUAGCCUGGAGCCCACAAGAGCUGCCCCUCUGGCUGGAUUUGGUUAUGGUUUGCCAAUUUCUCGUCUGUAUGCUAGAUAUUUUCAAGGAGAUCUAAAACUCUAUUCCAUGGAAGGAGUGGGCACUGACGCUGUCAUUUAUUUGAAGGCUCUUUCAAGUGAAUCAUUUGAGAGACUUCCAGUUUUUAAUAAGUCAGCAUGGCGCCAUUACAAGACCACACCUGAAGCCGACGAUUGGAGCAAUCCCAGCAGUGAACCCAGGGAUGCCUCCAAAUACAAGGCGAAGCAGGACAAAAUCAAGACUAACAGAACUUUGUAAAGAACUGGAUGCUUCGGUCCUCUCUGUGAAGAAGAGAUCGUCUUCUGCAAGUCAACCAGAAAGAACUUUCGUCCACCAACUCUGAGUGUGACACCAUACUUAAUCCAGUGCUUGAAUGUGUAUUUUCUCCAUAUGAGCUGGACCUUUUCCACAGAUGUUUCCUGUAGCAACUGCAGAUCUUCUACUAAAGUAGUAACCUGAGUCAUUUUUCGUAGUGUGAUGCCCUGCUCUGGUGGGCGCCUGUCGUGGGCAGGCACGGAGCCCGCUAGCGCUCUCGCAUCCUCAGACCUCUCUCCUCAUUACCAGGGAGUUGAGUGUCUGCGGUCUCCCCAGAUUCCUAAGCUCCCGCACCCCAUUCCAGGUACAGCAGGUCUCUGCUGUUGCUCUUUGUGACCAAAUACCAUGUUUGUCCCAAACCACCAACUAAGGCCUGGGAGUCUGCAAGUUGGAGACAGCAGCUGAGCGUGUCUUGAUAAUUGGGUUCCAGGGCCCUUCCUCUCUCUUGCGCAUCCCUCCUUGCUCUCUGAUUUAGACUUUGGCCUUCUUCCAUCCGAUCGGAUUCUCAUUGUGAGGCGCGGGUACUUUUGUGUUAGAUCUUCCUCUUGGAUGCAUUGAUUUCAUUUUGAAAUUCAUUUGUAUACUUCCAUUCUAUUGAUUAAAGCGUUCCAAAAGUUGUCUUGGAAUUUUACACUUAACUGCUUGGUUUCAAAGAUCUUAAGUGAAAAACUACCUUCUGGUCAUUAUCAAGUUUGCGAAGAGGGGGAAGUGGCAUGUUUAUCCUUAUGUAAGAAUUUUUACCACCAAAUACUGUCCCUUUGUCAUAGUGUACUCCUUUGCAGUUUUCUAAGCCCCUGUGUGAUGCACUUUACUAGUUGUCAAAUAGACUGUUGAAGAGAAAAGUUCUUUCUGGUUUAUUUUGAAAAAUACCCUAGGGCUUCAUAAUUUACAUUUUCAUGAAUUUUAGCCAGUCUUAGAAUUGUCAGUCUGAUUUUCACCAUCCUUUACUUUUUGCUGAAAGAUGGAAUUGGCAGAGGACUUGGGGUGAGGAAGGAGGGCCUGUGUUAUAUUUACUCUGAGAAAUGGAAGCUAUUGGAGAGUCCGGAUGGAAAUCCACAACCUGUAGAGCUACACAGGAUGCAUUUGUCUUCUCUGUAUUUUUUCAUAUAUAUCAUCUACUUUGACUUCUGCCCCUUUUUAACAUCCAUAUAAAUGUUUCCAUUCAGUGUUUAAGUAUUGAGCCCACUGAUUGAGAAGCUGUAACUUGUACAGUGGUCCUCUUCCUUCAGUCCUAUGACAGUACCAAUGCACUUGUCCCCGCUGCCAUCACAGUGGGGCUUUUCCCCCAGGUGGAGCUGGGCUCUGACCAGCUGCGCUUGGGUAGGUGACAGCUCUGUUGCUCUUAGUUCCACUGAAUCUGAUAUUGUUCCAUUUUAUGACGUUACCUGAGCUCAUGGUCCUUCCUUCAUCUUUAGAAAGAUCUCAUCUCUUCCAUCCUCAGAAGGCUCUCAUGAGGGAACUCAUAGUUAUUAGUUGGGUAAGAAAAAGACCAACAUGCUUCCAAGAUAUGGGGGAGGAGCUGGUCCCCAUGGAGGCCCGUUUUUUGAGGACUGAGUCAGUGUCUUGGGAGUGGGGCUGAUUCCUCUGAUGAUUUCCUUGUGGUGUAAAGAUGUAAAAAUGACAGCCCUUUGUGUUUAAAGAGCCCGGCUUUCUUAUAAAUGUCAGAUCGCCUAUCAGUAUCUGACUUGGCCUCCAUUUCCAACCAUAGCCCUCUACACUUUCAAGUACGACACACUGGAGGGGGCGGAGGCAGCAGCUUCAGGAGCGCUCCCUCCUGCCUUGUUCUGGCAGCGUUUUAGUGUGCGCCUGCGGAGUGCCCCGUGAUCAUGAUGCGCUCACAGCAGGCUCCCUGUAAAGGUUGAAGCUGGCAAAGCUGAUAGGGAAAAUCCUAGCACGUUCCUCCCUUUCCAGAUCUUUUUCAAAAGUAAAGAUUUCUUUCAAUGUUUUAAUGACUGACUUGGUAGCUCUUUACUGACACACUUUCUAGAUUAUUCAUAUCCAUCUGACCCCAGUACAAUCUUGCCUCUCCUGUCUUUGCUUUCUGCAUUAAGAAUUUAACUUUGCUUCCGAAGAAACCAUAAGAAGAAUUUCAGCAACAGUUAGUGUUCCCAGUUUGGCUGCCCCAGGUAUUCAUUUAUGCUUCUUUUUUGACUGUACGUGACUCUUCUGGACUUAGGUGUAACCGUCGGGCUAUUUGCUGGGUUUUGUCUCUAAGCAGACAGUCACAUUUCUACAUAUCGGUUGAAAUAUCAAUAGCCAUUAACUGUUUUUCAGCUAAAUUUGUUUAGUUCUCCCAAUUCUUCUGUGUUUUCCUCUCAUUUACUUGAUUUUAUUUUAAGUAUUUGGGGAUGGCAUCUACUCUUUGAAGUAGUACCUGGCACACAGUAGGUGCUUAAUAAGUAUUAACUGAAUCAAUGAAUGGAAAUUGACAGAUGUUUACCUUGGGUGGUGGGCAACACCUUUCUAAAUUCUUAAACUAUCUUUCCAAAUUAAAAAUAACUCAGGUCAGGAGCUGUGGAAAUACUGCAUUUCCUUUUUAUCGUGGUAAGAGGUGACUUGCACAUGGAGAGAAAGGAAAGAAAGGCAGUAGUGAUGGUUCCACAGGAGCCAUCUGACCCUUUCUUUGUCUCUGAAUAUCUGAUUUGGACUCCUUAAUAUAGUAGGUUCUUUCCAUCCAAUCAGGUGACGUGAUUUUAUACCCUUGCUUAUAGAUUCCAAAGAACUUUCACACGCAGCAUCCUAUUUGAGCCUUAGGAUGCCAAGAAGUGGACCAUGCAGUUUUCUGUUUUUCAUAUGAGUUCCAAAGCAGUUCAGUCAUUUGCCAAGGUGGCAUGGAGGAACCAAAGUGAGUAAUUGGGUCAUCUUGUUCUUCAGCCCGAGCUCUCAACAGUGAACCAGGUAAUUAGCAUUAUCUCUUUUGAGGAAUUUCUUGGUUAUGUUAACCCUCAAGGGUAAGAUACAAACCAAAUUUUGUCUAUAGUGUCAGAGAAUUCCAUUCAGGAGAGGUUGUCUUCUGUGUGUUUUCAUUUUGGCAUAGUUAGUUAGAGGAGAUAAUCGAAUAGAUUUGGUGGCUUUUACCUAGAAAGACAGGCAGCUUUAUAAAAUGUCUGACUGUAGAUAAUUACUAGAGUUAUUGAGACUUAAUUCUAUGUUUGAAUGAACUCACAGCUCACUGCCAGCUCCCUCAUACAAAGACUCCAUAUUUGAGAGUCGAUGCUUUUAUCUUUUGGUGGACUGGAUUACAGUUUCAGUUGGAUUUUCUCACAUAGUUGCAAAUGUUUUUCUACUGCUGUCCCUUAUGAACAGUAACUUGGCUGGCGAUCAGAUUCUGAGGGUACAUCUUUUUUCCCUCAGUUCUUUGGUGACAUCACUCUAGUAUCUUCUAGCAUCUGUUGGUACUGAGAGGGCUCAGUCCAACCAGAUUUUUCCUCCCUUUUUGUAGGUGACCUUCCUGUUUGCCCUGAGUGCUUGUGAUUUCCUGGUUAUCCUUGAAACGCACUAACUUCAUUCAAGUAUAUCUCAGAGCUGACAGUUACCUGUUGGCUUUUUCAGGUGCACAAGGAGCAUCCAACAUUGACAUCGGCACCUUACCGCAUUUCUUACUGGUUUAUUGGUUCUCUGGUUUAACAGUUUGCCCCUCUAUUGGCUGUCUGUCCUCUGUCCUUCACAUUCAUCUAGCCUUUGACCGCAUUGGUCUCCUGGUCCUCCUUCCCACUGUGUGAUUUGCUCCUCAGAUCUUACCCUUCCAUUGUGCUGACACUGUUUGCUGUAGUGUGCAGUGUGGCUUUCACUUCUGUUACAGUUUUAUUUUUUCUCUUUCUGUCCUUAGCUCCGCCAGCUUUUCCUCUCAUUGCGUUGUCCUCUUUGACUCAUUGCGUUUCCUGGAAGGCUGAACUGUUGCCUACCAUUUUUGUGGUCUCUGAAAUCAUCCUGUUUCCAGGGUGUGUAUAUCUGUCUUUUGCUUCUUUCACCCCUUUCCUUCCGUGUUGUUUUGUUCUUUUAUUGUUGCACAAGCAUCGCGAUGGCUUUUUCGGCUUAUUGUCUGGUCUUUGCAUGGGACCAGUUCUAUCUACCAAGAAGGGUGUGGAUAAAUCCUCCUUGACGCCUCCUCUUUCAAGUGAUAAGUGUUUGAUCACCUGAGCCCUUGAACCAUAAGGCUGGAUAUCAAUAGGUUAUAAUGGCAGAGGCUCUUUUUCAUUCUGUUCUCUCGACCUGGCUGAGGGAGUGAAGCAAAGCCUCCUCCGAGUGCCUUCUGUGGACACUGUUGAUUCCUCUGCCCUGGGGUCCCACUGAGGGAGAGGGACGUCCCUUGAGUUUCCCCACGUCCACUAGAGGUCUCCCUAGCAGGCGUGUGGUGAGUUUGUCCUUCUGCUCUGCUGGAUUCUAUGUAGUCUGUGUGUUUGGCUCUGAGUGACUUUUGCUCUCCUCUGCGCAAAAAGGGAGCACCUGAGAUGCCAGCCUUUCCUCCUAGGUUUUGCUUCUGGAAAUGUGACCACGCAGUGCACCCUCAGCUCAUCCUGACUGCCGCUGGGCUUUGUUUCUCCAAAUUAAGACAUAAUUGGUAGCAUCCUUUGGAACCGUCUCCACCGCAGCUGCCCAGCAACUGUGGUCCACUUGACACCUGCGAAUCCUCUUUUCAUUAGUCCUCCACUUGGUUGUCAGACACUCCCCUGGAGUCCUCGCUAUGGGGUGGUGGCUUUGAUUAGUUUCAUCGUAGGCAGCUUCUUUUUCAGCUUGUGGAUGUGUGUGUUGAAGGGCAGGAGCACUUGUAUAAACAUGCGCUCAUUCUGCCAUCUUGCCCGCGGUCCAGGUGCUUAAACAUUGACUUUGAAGAUAAUGUCCUUCCUAAUCAGCAGCUAUGUGCUCGUAAAUAGAUGAAACCAAUGUCACUUGCAGGAAAGAACCGUUAAUAACUUAAUAUAGGAUUUUUGUUUAUUGUUCUCCUUGGAAAGAUAACUUUUAACUUGAGAUCCUGUUCCAUUGAUUAGAGAAAUCUAGACCUUCUGGUUUGAAAAUGGAAGACGUGACAUUUUAAUGAACUUAAGAAGUUACCAGGCACCGACAAUGAUUUAUUAGUUAAUUAAAUAUGAUGGAAUAUUUCAAGCUAGCACAUAAUCAGAGUUAUCAAGAGAAGUAUAAAUUAUUUUGUGUUAACAGGUUUCUAGUUGAGCUGCCCCCCAUGAGGGUGGUAACCCUGUGAGAGCUGUUCUGGGACACAGGUUUUCUUACUGGUCUUUUUAGUCAACCCAUUUUCAAAUUUGGUUCAUCAAAAAAUAGAAAGGCGUUAAGUCCUCAUCAGGAUUCUGUUUGAUAUUCAUGAAUACACACUGAGAUGGUUUCUGGGUCUGGGACUGACUAUAGAGGCGAACACAUCAUAGUUUCAUUUACAGGGGAUCACAGCUUAGGGGUUUUAUUUGGCCUCAAUAGGAUAGAAGGACAGUAGGAUAGAAGCCUCCUGUCCUCAGUGGCCAGUGUGUCCCACUGGGCACACUUUUCUCAUCUUCAGAGCUGAGUGCCCUGAUCAGGGAAUGCGAGUGACAGCCUCGCUGUGUGCCCCACACUCCACUCUGCGCAGUGCCUUCCCCUCAGGUCAGCCUUUGCCCUGGGGCUGCCCUGUCGUGAGAUGCAGAAUGAAAGAGGCACCACCCGUACAGGACGAAUGAAGGGAAGAGGGUAGACGGAGGAGUCGUGGAAAGGAAAGCCACAUGUGUUCCUCGCUUUCAAUAAUAGCGACUGUCUCCAAUGCGCUAGAAACCGCACGGGGCUGGGCGCGGGGUGUUGAUCACAGCGACGGACCCCCCUGACUCACGGAGCUGGUGGGGGAGUCAGAUGAGACACUCACCAAGGGCAGUUUUUAGUACAGUUGGGAGAAAAAGGCAGGAAGGGGGUAGCAAGGGGGGCGUAGGGGGCGGGGGCAAACCCUGUGAAUGUUGUUUUCACCGUGGACGGGUGUGUUCCUUAGGUGAGGAAGCACUGCUGGGUCCUGAGUUCUUCUGUCCUUUGUCUGUGUUCCUCUGCAUCUGGAGAGCCCGUUCCCGGCGGGGCUCCGCGGGGCUCUGCACCGGCCCUGCCGCGGGCCGCGCUGCGGCGCUGGGUCCGUGAGCGGACUGAGCUUGUUGCGCUUCGUUGUCUCAGCGACCCGCGGGGAGCCGUGGUCGGAUGAGAGGAGCCAGCUUUUCCCGUCAAAUUGCACUGAAUGAUGUGGGCUGCUGUUUCCUCAUAACAAAGAUGCAAUUACAGCAGGUUCCGGGUGUGUCUUUUUAGAACUUCAGAAAUCAGUAUUUAAACCAAUUCUUCCCACUUCCAGCAUCUGACUGAUGGUGCUGGAGUGAAAAUAGCUGCUUGUCAGGAGGAAAGACCCUCUUUAGCGCUUGCAGACUGGUUGGGGAGGUGGAGGAAAGGAUUCUCCGAGAAAACUUUGCCGCUCAUGUCUGUAGGUUGGCGUUAGCUGUGUUCACGGUCCCUUCUCACCAAGGUGAACAAAAUCGAAUGACAGCAAUAUUGUGGUCACAGAAUCCUUGAGAAACCUUUGUUUCUGCCUUUCCCUCUGUCUCUAAAACCUGGACUUGAAUUGCCCAUGAUCCCGGUGAUGGGGUCAGUGCAGCUGGGACAAGGAGAGCUACUCAUACUGUGGCAUGGGUGGUUCUUGGUGGCAGUCUCGCUCCCUCGGAGGGAGCAGCAAAGCCGGGGAGGACACUUUGGUUCUCUGACACAUGCCUGUCUACCCCAGGGAGGCUAGACUGCCAGAGCAAGAGAUGGGAUGCUUUGAAUGAUUCCCAUGGGUAGAGCCAAUUUGUCAUUCUUUAAAUUGACUUAUUUCCAUAUAAAUGAAAGCACCUUAGGGCAUCACUACUGAAAGCCUCUGAACAAAUGUCUGAUACUGUUAAGUGCCUGCAUUAAAAGAAAGCCCACCCCUUAUGUCUCAUUAAUAUCCUCGCAGUGUUUAAUAAAUCAAUAAUAGUUUUUGC